Messenger RNA from Pygocentrus nattereri (red-bellied piranha), 1839 nucleotides. Its product is annotated as apoptosis facilitator Bcl-2-like protein 14. The coding region runs from base 237 to 938 and encodes 233 amino acids. The transcript has 5 exons. The record is from RefSeq and is a predicted model, not a curated record. NCBI's taxonomy places the organism in Eukaryota, Metazoa, Chordata, Actinopteri, Characiformes, Serrasalmidae. Gene Ontology annotation, biological process: regulation of apoptotic process.
UCCUGUUGGUUUCACACUCUAAGGGAGGAGUUUAGUGACUCGAGGGCAGGCCACAAAUAAAACUAUCAGAAGCUGAUUUGAAAGUGAAACUGGGCAAAGUUUCUGUAAAGCAGUCGUUCCGCAGCAGCACUGAGACUCUCGAAGGUCUCUGAGCGUCGAGCAGGUCUGAAAUCUUACUUUAACUCCCUGACAUCUGAGUAGCUGGAGCUUGAUGCCGAGUGUAGAGAGCUGAGAAGAUGGACACCUUCUCAACGGGCGAGAUGUUCACCGAAUAUCGGCUCCUUAAGGCUUACUGUUGUAAAAAAAGGCCGAGGUCAAAGGCAAAGCCUAGAGCAGACGCCCCUCUGGGUGCUCUAAGUAAUUUGAGAAAAAAAAGCAGUAAGGGAGGAGGUGUACAUUUUGACGAAAGAACUUCUAGAGGAAGAGAAGUUCUCAGAAGUGCUGCUAUUGCAGAUUCAGAUGAACCAGAUCAAUUUGAGGAUGUGGCUGAGCAGCUGACCCACAUUGUGGACAGUACACCUCUUCCUCAGGACGACGUUGUUGAAGAUGGCGCUGACAACCAUGUCAUCCAGAGGCUUGUGGAGUUAUUGAAAAAAUGCGGUGACGAACUGAAUGAAGAGAUCCAGAAGGACCGUGAGCUUAUGGGGUACCUCCAGAACUCUUUCUCUUACGCCGCCUUUGAGAAUGUGGCCUCAGCCUUCGUCAGCAGUGUGGUGCCUAUAAGCACGCAGAAGGAAGAAGCUAGUGAGCAGAAAGCUGUGAUUGCCUGGACCUUUGAGAUGACCAGCAGGUUGACAGCUCUGGACCUACAGCCUAUGAACAGGGUCAUGGGGUUCGGGGCCCAGUAUCUGCACCAGCAUUUUGCACCAUGGAUUCAGCAGCAUGGUGGCUGGAACAAGGUGUUUAACAGUGAUGAAAGUGAUGAUGAGGUCCAGUAAAAAGCGACUUUACUUUGUCGGCAUUUCUGAAAUCCACAAGAUGGUCUGCUGCCUUCAAGAACAUCACUUUUUGAUUCCCUCCUGGGUGCUGAUCAGAAAGUUUUGCUUGUGUAGAACAACCUUUUGGUUCAAUCGGACCCCAAAGUUUGAAAACCCUGGACGAAUGACUUGUUUUGUUGAUUUUCUAAAUAAAAAUCUAUUAACAUAUCCUUUACAGAGAAAACAAAGGCAUUGUUAUGCAAGUUUUAGUGCACAAUUUCUGUUUAUCUGCUAAGUUUAUGCACAGACCACAUUUCAUGUUUUUUCAUUUGUUAAAUUCGGCAAAUAAAAAGUAAUUGUGCAUUUUCACCUAUCUGGCACACUAGCUAUCCACCACAUCUUAAGAUUUAGAGACAACUGCCAAAAAACAAUUAUUAGUUAAUGAUAAGACAAAGGUGUGUGUGUGGUUUGGAAGAGUGUUCAUCACAAAUUACUUGACAACGGCACUCGUAAAACACUUAAAAUAUAAUACUUUAUUGACCAAGAAUAGGAGACAUCCAUGACUGCAAGCACAAAUAAAGCAAGCACUACAAAUGAACUGUGGCAUUCACUCUGCUGCUUGGCUAAUUUAUCCAUGCAUAUUUCACACUAGUUUGGAAAUCAUGAUUAAUUUAUGCAGAAUACAUGUACAAUAACAAUCAGCUUAGCCCACGUGCUGCAACUUAAAUGAAAUAGAUUAAUGUGUGAUUACUCUUCAUAAGAGAUACAUACUCUUCAUAUGUCAAGCUCAUAGAUAGGCACAGAGAGGUAAUGCAACAAACGUAUACUGGAUAGUGUAUUUUUGUUGUUUGUUUUCUCACAUUCCCAAAGUCAAUAAUGUGUAAGCAGACUAACUCAAUGCAAUAAUAAAUGUGAAAUCAAG